CAUGCCGACGCUCCCAACUAGGCUUGGCCGCGCGCCUCGCCUCCACGUCGCUCCUUCGCGAGUCCGGUCGGCGCCACUGGCGUGGAACGGAAAGCUUGCCGCCCGCCCCCGCGCUGCGCCCUUCCCGCUCUUUGUGCUACUGCGUUCUCGCCUCACCUUCGCCGUACUUCUAUGUCUGGCAGCGGUGGCAACCCCAAGCUUGUCCGUGCAACCACUUUCGCUCACCUUCUCGG
This is a messenger RNA of Closterium sp. Naga37s-1, 233 nucleotides long. The record is from the annotation of a GenBank genome assembly. NCBI's taxonomy places the organism in Eukaryota, Viridiplantae, Streptophyta, Zygnematophyceae, Desmidiales, Closteriaceae.